Messenger RNA from Balaenoptera ricei (Rice's whale), 3616 nucleotides. RefSeq names its product dynamin 3 (gene DNM3). The transcript has 21 exons. Lineage: Eukaryota; Metazoa; Chordata; Mammalia; Artiodactyla; Balaenopteridae. Bases 154 to 2742 code for a protein of 862 amino acids. The record is from RefSeq and is a predicted model, not a curated record. Gene Ontology annotation, cellular component: cytoplasm; membrane; microtubule. Gene Ontology annotation, molecular function: GTPase activity; GTP binding; microtubule binding.
ACUAGAGGCCGGACGGUGGCGGGAUCCGACGUCUGACUGGACCCGGCUGACUGAACUGAGCGCGGCAGCGGCGGCGAGGGCUGCGCGGCCCCGGCUCCCCGCCAGGUCGCAGAGACUAGCAGGGUCUAGCGGGCAGCCGGCGGCGCAGGCACAAUGGGGAACCGGGAGAUGGAGGAGCUGAUCCCUCUGGUGAACCGUCUGCAGGACGCCUUCUCCUCGUUGGGACAGAGCUGUCUGCUGGAGCUGCCGCAGAUCGCCGUGGUGGGCGGCCAGAGUGCCGGCAAGAGCUCGGUGCUCGAGAACUUCGUGGGCAGGGACUUUCUCCCUCGAGGGUCCGGCAUUGUAACGAGAAGGCCUCUUGUGCUGCAGCUUGUUACUUCCAAAGCAGAAUAUGCAGAAUUUCUACAUUGCAAAGGAAAAAAAAUUACAGAUUUUGAUGAAGUUCGCCAUGAGAUUGAAGCAGAAACAGAUCGAGUAACCGGAAUGAAUAAAGGAAUUUCCUCCAUACCCAUUAAUUUACGAGUCUAUUCCCCACAUGUGUUAAAUCUAACCCUUAUCGACCUGCCUGGAAUUACUAAAGUGCCCGUGGGAGAUCAGCCACCAGAUAUUGAGUACCAGAUCAGAGAAAUGAUUAUGCAGUUCAUCACACGGGAGAACUGUCUGAUUUUGGCUGUUACCCCAGCCAACACCGAUCUUGCAAACUCAGAUGCACUGAAACUAGCUAAAGAAGUUGAUCCUCAAGGUCUAAGAACCAUUGGAGUCAUCACCAAACUGGAUCUUAUGGAUGAGGGAACGGAUGCCAGGGAUGUCCUAGAGAAUAAGCUGCUGCCGCUUCGCAGGGGUUACGUGGGGGUGGUAAACAGGAGCCAGAAGGACAUAGAUGGGAAGAAGGAUAUAAAGGCUGCCACGUUGGCAGAAAGGAAAUUUUUUCUCUCACACCCGGCUUACAGACAUAUUGCUGAUCGGAUGGGGACCCCACACCUUCAGAAGGUCCUUAAUCAGCAACUUACCAACCACAUUCGAGACACCCUACCUAACUUCAGGAACAAACUGCAGGGACAGUUGCUGUCCAUAGAACACGAAGUAGAAGCCUAUAAAAACUUCAAGCCAGAAGACCCCACCAGGAAGACCAAAGCAUUGCUGCAGAUGGUUCAGCAAUUUGCUGUGGACUUUGAGAAGAGAAUUGAAGGGUCAGGGGAUCAAGUAGAUACCCUGGAGCUCUCAGGGGGUGCUAAAAUCAAUCGUAUUUUCCAUGAACGUUUUCCUUUUGAGAUAGUAAAGAUGGAGUUCAAUGAGAAAGAACUGCGAAGAGAAAUAAGCUAUGCAAUCAAAAACAUACAUGGUAUCAGGACAGGGUUGUUUACUCCAGACAUGGCAUUCGAAGCAAUAGUCAAAAAACAAAUUGUAAAGCUGAAAGGGCCUUCCUUGAAGAGUGUAGAUCUGGUAAUACAAGAAUUAAUCAACACUGUCAAGAAGUGUACCAAAAAACUGGCAAACUUCCCCAGACUCUGCGAGGAAACGGAAAGGAUUGUUGCUAACCACAUUCGUGAGCGAGAAGGGAAGACAAAGGACCAGGUAUUGCUGUUGAUCGACAUCCAAGUCUCCUACAUCAACACCAACCACGAAGAUUUCAUUGGCUUCGCAAAUGCUCAGCAGAGGAGCAGUCAGGUUCACAAGAAAAACACAAUUGGAAAUCAGGGAACCAAUCUUCCGCCUUCAAGGCAAAUUGUGAUUCGCAAGGGAUGGCUAACCAUCAGCAACAUUGGCAUCAUGAAAGGAGGCUCUAAGGGAUACUGGUUCGUCCUUACUGCUGAAAGCUUAUCCUGGUACAAAGAUGAUGAGGAAAAAGAAAAGAAGUAUAUGCUUCCCUUGGACAACCUGAAAGUUCGGGAUGUGGAAAAAAGCUUUAUGUCUAGCAAGCACAUCUUUGCACUCUUUAAUACAGAACAAAGGAAUGUAUACAAAGACUAUCGCUUUCUCGAGCUGGCAUGUGAUUCACAGGAGGAUGUAGACAGCUGGAAGGCUUCUCUACUAAGAGCUGGGGUUUAUCCAGAUAAAUCUUUAACUGAAAAUGAUGAGAAUGGCCAAGCAGAAAACUUUUCCAUGGACCCACAGUUGGAGAGGCAAGUGGAGACCAUUCGCAACCUCGUAGACUCCUACAUGUCUAUUAUCAACAAAUGUAUCCGAGACCUAAUUCCAAAAACGAUAAUGCAUCUUAUGAUCAAUAAUGUUAAAGAUUUCAUAAAUUCUGAGCUCCUAGCACAGUUAUACUCUUCAGAGGACCAAAAUACUCUGAUGGAGGAAUCUGCCGAGCAGGCUCAGCGCCGGGAUGAGAUGCUUCGAAUGUACCAAGCCCUUAAAGAAGCCCUCGUGGUCAUCGGCGACAUCAACACAGCCACGACGUUCACGCCCGCACCGCCGCCGGUGGACGACUCCUGGAUCCAGCAUUCCCGCAGGUCCCCGCCUCCAAGCCCCACCACCCAGCGGAGGCCGACGCUGAGCGCGCCCCUCCCGCGGCCCACGUCCGGCCGGGGGCCCGCACCCGCCAUCCCCUCCCCGGGACCCCACUCGGCGGCGCCUCCAGUGCCCUUCCGGCCUGGCCCGUUGCCUCCUUUCCCCAACAGCAGCGACUCGUUCGGGGCGCCUCCACAGGUUCCGUCUCGGCCCACCAGGGCCCCUCCGAGCGUCCCAAGAAAGGCUAAUGAACCAACUGAGACAGAGAAUAAGCUAAAGACUAGAUAACCACCAGCUAGAUAUACCACCACAAGUGAAUCCCCAAGCUUCUAUGGCAAUGUUGAAAACCAAGAGAAAGGAGACCUCAGGUGGCUUUGAAUAUGAUUUGGAAAAUAAUCUUAUUUUACAAUCAAAUAUACCAGUUGCCUCCACCAUGUAAAUACUACCUGUAUUAGGUUUCAGAUUUUCAUGAUCAGCCUUAUCUAAAUUUCAUUAUAUUUUGCAUUCAUCUAGAAUGAGACCUUUUAUGAGAGUAGGAGAUAGGAAAGCCUUUUUAAAGGUAUUUUGCAGCCCAAGAACCUAAAAUGGAAUUAUUCCACUUGGGAAUGGGUAAUUAUGUAAGAUAUAUUCUGUACCACGUGUUAUUUUUUUAACUUUAUAUUAGGAUUACUCUCAAAGCCAGUUUUAAAAGUGAAUGAAGUUUUUCCCUCAAAUAAAUCUCCUCCUAGUCUCGUGUUCAAGGGUCUCCGCCAGAAAGUCUGCACACUGCUUUGCCUUUAGACCACCAUUCAUGGAGGAAAGCUAUAAAAACUGAGGAAAACGUCUACUUAUUUUUAAAACAACUAGAAUUUCUUCUUGCUUCUUAGUAGUAUUGGAAAAUAUUUUAAUAACUAAAAUAAUAAAACUUCAUGUGAGGCCAAUUCUACAUUAAUUAUUGCCUCUUGGGGUGGAAAAUUAAGGAAACAUGAGUAAAUGUGUUAACUAGAGAAACCACUGCAGUAAUUUCCCUGCACGUAUCUGGGUCUAAGGUCACAAUAAAAUCCAUACUGUACAUAGCCCUUGAAAGAAAGCAAACUCACAGUUUUAGCUCUAACAGUAGUAGUAUCAGAACACUCAGGACUGAAAUUAAUGGACCAUAAAAAUCCCUGUGAUUCAUCAGUAG